Nilaparvata lugens (brown planthopper) is the source of this 1253-nucleotide messenger RNA. RefSeq names its product zinc metalloproteinase nas-13. The record is from RefSeq and is a predicted model, not a curated record. Lineage: Eukaryota; Metazoa; Arthropoda; Insecta; Hemiptera; Delphacidae. The transcript is spliced from 5 exons. The coding region runs from base 124 to 1044 and encodes 306 amino acids. Gene Ontology annotation, biological process: proteolysis. Gene Ontology annotation, molecular function: metalloendopeptidase activity; zinc ion binding.
AGCAACUGUAAAUUCAGACUUUUCACUCAUCUCAAACUGAAGGCUCAAGAAGAUUCCUAUUUGCAGUUCAACAUAGCUAGUUACGUUUUGUUGAAGGUUUUCUGAGUGAAAUUUGUUGUUAAAAUGUCAAAUUGUUUUUUUCUCUUGUUCACCUUGUUGGUUUGUCCAUCCCUUCAGAAACCUCCACCAUCAUCAAAGCAUUCUGGAUUCAUCGAAGCCGAUAAUGUUGGAGAUGCAAUAGACAGUAUGGAGCCAAGCUGUCCACAAAAUAUUUGGGAGCUCAGUGGAAAAUUUGAAGGUGACAUUAUGUUGGGACCCAACGAAAUUGAUGUCAAAAACGUCCGUAGAAACGAGACAUCAAGAUGGCCGAAUGCUACAUUGGUUUAUCAUAUUCAUGAGAGUUUUGAGGAAGAGGAGAUACAGAGAAUCAAGAAAGCAAUGGCAGAGAUAGAAAACUCGAGCUGCGUGAAGUUCAAAGAGUACAGCGAGGGAGAUAAGGACUAUGUGCUAAUAGAGAACGACGAAUCAGGCUGCUGGUCAUAUAUCGGGAGAAUAGGAAGUAGGCAGAAGCUCAAUUUGAACAGAGAGGAGGGUUGUCUUACUCAUGACACCAUCAUUCAUGAGUUUCUACAUGCUCUGGGCUUCCAUCAUCAGCAGAGCGCGUCUAACAGGGACGAUUAUGUCACAAUUCACUGGGAAAAUAUCAAAGAAAAAGGUUGUUUAUUCAAAAUACGCUCUCCUUAUUAUAUUAUAUGUUGUCAAUAUUCAAUUUCAGAUAAUGAUAGUAUGGAUCCCAAGAACAACUUCAAGGUAAUGAAAGAAUGGAAGGUGACCGAUUUUGGAGUUGGCUAUGAUUAUGACAGUGUAAUGCAUUACUCUCGUUGUGCCUUUUCCAAGAAUGAUAAGCCCACUAUAACUACUGUUGAGGAAGGUGUCAAGAUCGGACAGCGUGAUCGUCUCAGUGAUAAAGAUAAAAUGAAACUGAAUAUAAUGUACAAUUGCAAUAAGGUGGAGGCUGAAGUUGAGAGCAGUGAUACCAAUUGAUUCUGAUGAGGAUUAAUCUGAUUACAUAGAUGAUGAUUUGAUUAAGGUUCUCAUUUGAGCACUUUUGAUCAGAUUUCAUGUUUAGUUAUGACAUAGAAUAGGUAAUGCAUUUAGGCUACAUUCAUUCAUUAUUUUUCUAAAACUACCUAUAUAAACUUAUGUGACUGAAAUCAACAUGAAUUAAAAGUUACAUCUUGCUUUCAUAACUU